AUGUCGUCGAAAGAGACAUGGUGGUCAGGUGUAAAGAUGGGUCCUCCUGACCCUAUUUUCAGCAUUAACGACGCCUUCAAAAAGGACAAAAACAAGAAGAAAGUUAAUUUGGGCCUUGGGGCCUAUCGAGACGAGAAGGGAAAACCGUUUGUUCUGCCCAGCGUUCUAAAAUGUGUGAAAUGCAUAGCAUCAAGAAAAAUGGACAAGGAGUACUUGCCGAUAGUCGGACACACCGGAUUCCGCAAAGCUGCCGCCAAAUUGGCUUUUGGGGACGCCUGUCCCUUCAAAGAGGGGCGCUACGUCUCCAUCCAGGGCAUUGGAGGAACAGGAUGUCUCUCUUUGGGAGCCCUGUUUUUGAAAAAGCACUUUCCCUGUGAAAAAGUGGUCUGGCUGCCGAAACCAACUUGGGCCAACCAUCCUAAGAUUUUUGCCCUGCAAGGACUUAAGGUCAAGGAGUAUGAUUAUUAUGACCAUGCCAGUCAUAAAGUGAAUUUUGCUUGUUUGUGUGAAGCUUUACACCCUGAAAAAAACAUAAUUUUGCUCCACGCCUGCGCCCACAACCCGACAGGAGCAGAUCCUGAUCGAGAACAAUGGAGAGAAAUUGCAGAAAUUGUGAAGAAACGAAAAAUAUUCCCAUUUUUCGAUAUGGCCUAUCAAGGUUUUGCGACUGGAAAUAUAAAAAAUGACGCAUUUCCAGUCCGCCACUUCCUGGACGAAGAAAUUCAGGUCAUGGUGGCUGCCAGUUUUUCUAAAAACAUGGGAUUGUACGGUGAGAGAAUCGGUGCAUUAUUGAUGACCACUUGUUCAAAAGUGGAGGCUGUUAAAAUCGAAUCACAAAUGAGACUUCUCAUAAGACCCUGGUACUCCAAUCCACCCAUCGGAGGAGCCAGAAUUGUGAAUGAGAUUUUGACCAGCGAGGACUUUUAUCCAAUGUGGUUAAAAGAUGUAAAGGCGAUGUCAACACGAAUCGCAAACAUGAGGGAAAAAUUAGUCUGCGAGCUAAAAAGUGCAGGUUCCAAAAGAGACUGGUCAUUCCUUGGCUGUCAAGUCGGUAUGUUCUCCUUGUUGGGGAUCAACGAGAAACAGGCUGUUGAAUUAAUGAAGAAGCACCAUGUCUAUUUAAUGAAAACGGGCAGAAUUUCAUUUGCAGGCAUCAAUUGUAAGACUGUUAAACCCGUGGCAAAAGCCAUACACGCAGUAACUAAGUAA
Ctenocephalides felis (cat flea) is the source of this 1209-nucleotide messenger RNA. RefSeq names its product aspartate aminotransferase, mitochondrial-like. The record is from RefSeq and is a predicted model, not a curated record. Bases 1 to 1209 code for a protein of 402 amino acids. Lineage: Eukaryota; Metazoa; Arthropoda; Insecta; Siphonaptera; Pulicidae. Gene Ontology annotation, biological process: biosynthetic process; L-aspartate catabolic process. The transcript is spliced from 9 exons. Gene Ontology annotation, molecular function: L-aspartate:2-oxoglutarate transaminase activity; pyridoxal phosphate binding. Gene Ontology annotation, cellular component: mitochondrion.